UACGCCAGCAUCUGCUUCCUCACCUGCAUCAGCAUCCAGCGCUACCUGUUCCUGCUGCACCCCUUCAGGGCCAAGGGCUGGAAGCGCCGCUACGACGUGGCCACCAGCGCCCUGGUCUGGCUCUUCGUGGGGGCCGCGUGCCUGCCCCUCAUCAUCGUGAGGAGCCCGGCCCUGUCCAGCAACAUCAACACCUGCUUCUCGGACCUGGGGGUGAAGCAGCUCAGCCCCGGCGCCUCCAUCGCGCUGGUGACGGUGGCGGAGCUGUUCGGGUUCGUCAUUCCCUUCGGGAUCAUCGCGGGCUGCACGUGGAAGAUGUGGCAGUCGCUGCGGGAGGGCCCCGCGCAGCUGCAGAACGCGGGCGAGAAGCAGAAGGCCCUGAGGAUGGUGCUGAUGUGCUCGGCCGUGUUCUUCAUCUGCUUCACCCCCUACCACAUCAACUUCCCCUUCUUCAUGAUGGUCAUCGAGAACCUCAUCCGGGACUGCGCCGUGCACCGGAGCACGCUGCGCUUCCACCCCAUCUCCCUGUGCCUGGCCAGCCUCAACUGCUGCCUGGACCCCGUCCUCUACUACUUCAUGACCUCCGAGUUCCAGGACCAGCUGCUGCGCCACGGCUGCGUCGCCCUCCGGGCCCGGCUCGCCCAGCACCGGAGCAGCCUCUCCACCGCCGACACCGACAUCCGCACCAGGAACAGGAACUUCCCACGCUUCAGGUUUCGGUCUCUCCCCAAGUUCUUUGGCCGAAUAAACAGCGUGGAAAUGCCCCCUGUGCCGCCCGACGAGCUGCUGCUGGAGUCCAUCUCCUGAACAUCGGCAGCUCUGCCCGUGCAGGGGCUUCUCGUCGCUCGAGGACUGCAUUAGGUCUCCAAACACACCUUGAAUUCCCCUUGUGUGCCACAGAUGGCAGGAUCUGACCCAGCAGGAUGUUGUGAUGCCAAAAGACUUGCUGGUUGUGUUGUUGCUGCUGGGGGCUGUUGCCUGACACCACUUUCUUUUGGAAUACUGUUAAAAUCCCUCCAAAAGCUGUCAGCAGUGCCAGAGCCCUUGUGCUGAACCACAGCAGGUUCAGACCCCUCUUAUUUUGGUGUUUCAGUGCUUCUCCAUAUUUGUCACAUUUGAAAAUCCUUCUGAAUCCUGAGUUGUGAGUGAGCUCUGGGAGUUCCAGCUCUGAACAUGGGCACCUACAGCCUAUAGCAACUUAGAGCAUCCACCACACUCACGGGAGGCUCUGGAUCAGGAUAGCUCAGUAUCUCCACAUAAACUGAACCUCUUUCCACUACAAAAAUCCACCACCCAGACCUGAUCCAGGCUAAUCUGGACUGCAAGACUAAAACUCUACCAAUAUAUACCAAGCAAAGAUCAUUAACCUACAGCCCACCAGUGUUAAAGGGAGUGUGCAAACAAACUGGGCUCAGCUGACACUACUGGGAAAGGCACCCAGAGCUCAGCAAGAGGAUCCACACCUGGCUCCUGGGAGCUGCAGGGUGCUCAGCUGAUAGGGGGGGAUGAAUAUUUGAAGAGAAAUAGUGAUGGAUAUGCCACAAGCAAAGAGGAAGAUGAAGGAUGUCUCCCUGAGCACGUUUACUCACAGAAACCUGGUGUGAGCUGCAAAAGUGAGGACUCAUGUUGGUGUUGCUGUUUCUUGUGUUGUUAUGAGGAGUGUUGUGUUAUUUAUCACCUUGCUGACGCCUGUGGCUGCAGAUUCAGAUGUUAUCCAAACGUUCAGUUUUGCUUUGAAUACCAGCAAAUGUCCCAACCCCCGCUGGGUCCCUAGAAAAGUUUACAAAACUGACCCAAGUACAUGCUGAAAGCUUCAAAUUCCAAGGAAAUAAAAUGAUC
This is a messenger RNA of Corapipo altera (White-ruffed manakin), 1836 nucleotides long. RefSeq names its product putative P2Y purinoceptor 10. Gene Ontology annotation, molecular function: G protein-coupled receptor activity. Gene Ontology annotation, cellular component: membrane. The annotation marks the transcript as partial. The record is from RefSeq and is a predicted model, not a curated record. Gene Ontology annotation, biological process: phospholipase C-activating G protein-coupled receptor signaling pathway; positive regulation of Rho protein signal transduction. The transcript has a single exon. NCBI's taxonomy places the organism in Eukaryota, Metazoa, Chordata, Aves, Passeriformes, Pipridae.